AUGGGAAGUCUCAGCGAAUCUGAGUCUUCUGUGAAGAUAGAUAGUAUUCCCUUAGCUACUCUUAUUGCCGAUAUAAGUUUGUUACAUGGAUCGGAGGCCAAAUCUAUCUCUUACCAAAAAGUUAAUUGGCAGACUGGAAACCCUAACUCAAGCUGUGUUGACUCCAUCGAUUCCGUUAACUUUGUUUCAACGCCCUCUUUGUUCAACGAACAACUAGCUAUAAUUCCAUCCGAAACUAGCACUAUGAUCGUCUUUCUUUUACUUCCUCCCACAAAUAGCCCUCUUACACGGAGUUGCUCUGAUGAGGAACCAACUCUCUUCUCAGCUUGUAGCACAACAUACGAAAUUCUAGAAGCUAAAUACAAUGCGAAUAUCAGGUCAGACUUGGGUUCUUGGAAGUUUGGCCCUCCGGCAUCGGGGACUUCACAGCUUGGUUUUGAUUUCGGUCGCGAUGAGGCAUUACGCCUCAGACCUCUACUACGCUGGACAAUGAAUGAUUUGGUCGUAUUUUAUCGCACAUGGAGUCGGCAGAGUGUAGAUACUGUUGUACAGUCCCUCAUCAACAAUUGGGACAAUUUUACGGACGCAGACAUUGGAUUCAUCAACUCAAGUCCAAUCGAGUGUUUCCUUCCCCUAAUCAGUGACCUGGAAGCGUAUUUUCUCGCUCGACUUGGAAAAUUGAAAUUCAAACUUCAAUGCUGGAUUGGUUCAGAACUUGAGGAUCCUCGAUCUUUAGAGAAUGAAAGCCGAAGUUUCACGCUUUCAUAUCUUACUAAAGCAUGGAUAAAGUCUCGCGCCGUGAUUGAAAGUUUUGAACUGAUCACCCAGAAACUUGAAGACUAUCAAGAAGGCACUGUAGGCAUUCGUGAAAAUAACAAAAUACAAGAUGUGAUUAAUUGUCAUCGCAAAAAGCUACAAAGAGCUCGCGAACUUGAGCAAUAUGUUCGAGACACACUUCAGUGGAAUGUUGGAAGACUUUCGCUAAUUGAAUCGAGAAAAUCGAUCCAGCAAUCCAAUACUUUGGGAAAAUUGUCCGUCCUAGCGUUCAUCUUUCUCCCCAUCUCUCUGGUAACUUCGUUUUUCGGUAUGAAUAUCAACGAAUUGACCGGGAGUGGCGCAUCAUGGAAAGCGUUCUUCAUAGCUGCGGCAGUACUUUGUGGCUUAGGGAUUCUUACAUUCGCAUGGAUUAUGGGAAACUCGUUUGCGAUAGCCUGGGACGACUGCUGGACCAGUCGAUAG
This is a messenger RNA of Botrytis sinoallii, 1239 nucleotides long. RefSeq lists its product as uncharacterized. Gene Ontology annotation, biological process: transmembrane transport; metal ion transport. Gene Ontology annotation, molecular function: metal ion transmembrane transporter activity. The transcript has 3 exons. Lineage: Eukaryota; Fungi; Ascomycota; Leotiomycetes; Helotiales; Sclerotiniaceae. Bases 1 to 1239 code for a protein of 412 amino acids. Gene Ontology annotation, cellular component: membrane. The record is from RefSeq and is a predicted model, not a curated record.